GACUGGCCCUUUAAGGUUCUUAUUCAGAUUGUCUCAUGGUGUGUUGUUCUUUCCUAUUUUCAGGAAAAAAACAAUUCAGACAGUGAAUAUAAUAUCAAGAACUUGCAGCUCAGCAUUCUUAAUCUGAUUCUUGCUGGAUCGGAGACAGGGAGUUGCACCCUGAAAUAUGGCUUCUUGUUUCUGACGAAAUAUCCUGAAGUGCAAGCAAAAGUGCAUGAAGAAAUUGAUCGAGUGAUUGGCCAUGAUCGUGUCCCAAACACUGAAGACCGGAGGCAGAUGCCCUAUACAGAUGCCGUUAUCCACGAAGUGCAGAGAUGCAGUGAUGUUCUUCCUAUGAGUGUGGCCCAUAUGGUUACUUGUGACACUGAGUUCCGAGGAUAUCUAAUCCCUAAGGUACAAGAGGAUGUUUUUUAAAAAAAGAAAGUUCAACCAUAAAUCACAAGAAAAGUUAU
Molecule: messenger RNA, 452 nt
Organism: Anolis carolinensis (green anole)
Lineage: Eukaryota; Metazoa; Chordata; Lepidosauria; Squamata; Anolidae
Product: cytochrome P450 2G1
Exons: 2
Biological process (GO): xenobiotic metabolic process; epoxygenase P450 pathway
Cellular component (GO): intracellular membrane-bounded organelle; cytoplasm
Molecular function (GO): oxidoreductase activity, acting on paired donors, with incorporation or reduction of molecular oxygen, reduced flavin or flavoprotein as one donor, and incorporation of one atom of oxygen; heme binding; iron ion binding
Source: RefSeq, a predicted model, not a curated record